This is a messenger RNA of Acanthopagrus latus (yellowfin seabream), 1979 nucleotides long. RefSeq names its product cell division cycle 20 homolog (gene cdc20). NCBI's taxonomy places the organism in Eukaryota, Metazoa, Chordata, Actinopteri, Spariformes, Sparidae. Gene Ontology annotation, biological process: positive regulation of anaphase-promoting complex-dependent catabolic process; anaphase-promoting complex-dependent catabolic process; positive regulation of ubiquitin protein ligase activity. The coding region runs from base 185 to 1672 and encodes 495 amino acids. The record is from RefSeq and is a predicted model, not a curated record. Gene Ontology annotation, cellular component: anaphase-promoting complex. The transcript is spliced from 11 exons. Gene Ontology annotation, molecular function: anaphase-promoting complex binding; ubiquitin ligase activator activity; protein binding.
AACGGAGUGGCGUCAUCUGCACCAAAUUCAAACUUCGGAGAGAGACGAGAGAGAAAGGCCAGUGCUGCUGCAGUGUAUUCCACGUUUUCUGGGACCGGAGAGCUCAUUUUGAUUGUUGUGAAGUUUACAAGUGGCACAUUUUGUUUCGGUUAAUCAUCACAGGUCGUGUGAAAACCUGGACAAAAUGGCGCAGUUUGGGUUCGAGAAUGACAUCCACAGUAUCUUGAAGCUGGACAUGCCCAUCACAAACGCUCCCAUGGCGAGGUGGCAGAGAAAGGCCAGCUCGUCGAACACAUCCGCCUUGAACGGCCUGUCGCCCGGGAAAUCUGCCAAUUCGUCGCUGAGUUCGUCAAAAACACCGAGCAAAACACCAGGCAAAAAUAAAAAACAAACACCCUCUAAGAUGGGAGGCGACCGCUUCAUUCCCACGCGAAACAGCAAACAAAUAGAGGUUGCAAGUUUCCUGCUUUCAAAGGAGAACGAGCCCGUGGACUCAAACAAUCCAGGAGUAUCAUCAGAAAACCAGAAGGCGUUGUCUAUGUCACUAAAUGGAUACAACAUUGAAGACGCAAAGAUCCUGCAUCUUGGAGGGAAGCCUCUGAAUGCUCCAGAGGGCUAUCAAAACAACUUGAAAGUCCUCUACAGUCAGGCUAUAACACCAGCCUCUACGAAGAAGACCAGAUAUAUAUCUUCAACUCCUGACAGGAUCUUGGAUGCUCCUGAGCUUCGAAAUGAUUUUUAUUUGAAUUUGCUUGACUGGAGCAGUCGAAAUAUCAUGGCUGUGGCGCUUCAUAACAGCGUUUACUUGUGGGAUGCCACUCAAGGAGACAUCAUUCUUCUCAUGAAGCUGGAGCGAGAGGAAGACUACAUCUGCUCGCUGUCCUGGACCAAAGAAGGAAGCUACCUUGCUAUUGGCACAAGUGACUGCAAAGUUCAGUUGUGGGAUGUUGAAAACCAGAAGCGCUUGCGCAGCAUGGCCAGCCACACAGCUCGAGUUGGAAGCCUGAGCUGGAAUGACCAUGUUCUUUCCAGUGGCUCAAGAUCAGGACACAUCCACCAUCAUGACGUGCGGGUGGCAGAACAUCACAUCUGCACACUCACUGGUCACUCCCAGGAGGUUUGUGGGCUGCAGUGGUCCCCCGAUGGUCGAUACCUGGCCAGUGGAGGCAACGACAACCUGGUGUGUGUAUGGUCCCGUGCACAGUCGCAGCCAGUCCGCUGCUGGAGUGAACAUCAAGGAGCUGUGAAGGCUUUGGCCUGGUGCUCGUGGCAGCCAAGUAUACUUGCAACUGGAGGCGGGACCAGCGACCGUCACAUCCGCAUCUGGAAUGUAAACAGCGGCUCCUGCAUUAGUUCUCUUGACACUCAGUCUCAGAUCUCAUCACUGGCUUUUGCGCCCAACUACAAGGAGCUGGUCUCUGCCCACGGCUACGCCCACAACAGCGUUGUUAUCUGGAAGUACCCCUCUCUCACCAAGGUGGCAGAGCUAAAUGGCCACGAGGACAGAGUUCUGAGUCUGACUAUGAGCCCAGACUGCUCUUCCAUUGCGACUGUGGCUGGAGACGAGACCAUUCGUCUGUGGAAGUGCUUCGAAGUGGAUCCCGUAAAGAAGGCGGCUAAAGAGAGGAUGGUGAAAUCAACUAGCGGUGUCAUUCAUCAGUCAAUCAGAUAAUUAGGUUUUUUGAUUGUUUCUGAUCUUUGAAAUGAAUUAUGUGCAAAUGUUUUAUUUAUCCACAAUAAAGAGUUGUUAAACCCAUUGUUUUCGCCUUUAAAUGGCAACUUUACUUCUCUGAUCAGUGGUGUAAUGGGUUGAUAGUCUCCAUUGUUUAUACAGGCCUAUUGUGGUAAAGCACAAAUGUGUUGGCUUUUAAGCAGUUCUGUUUCUGAAGUGUAUUUAUGACCUUCACUUGGCUUUUAUUGUAAUCCUGAUACGUUGUAUACAGUAAGAUGGGUUAUAAAUAAAUGGUUUGCUCCCCAUA